AUUCGAGCUUUUUCUCCCAAUAUUUCUGAAUAGAACUGGUGCAUGUGGAUCUUUUCUAAGUAGUUGAGGGCUUACCGCCCUUAUGUGAUGUCUAUGAAUCCUUAGUUGAAUGUGCUAGACCUGAAUCCUGAUGAAAGUUGGUUGUAGCAAGUGGUGACAAUUCAUUGUCAAUAGUUGUGAAGCUCAAAGUUGCUGCAUGGAAAAUUUCAGAGUGGUUAUGAUUCGAUUGUGUAUGAUUGUUUUAGAUCUAAACGCACUACAGUGUGUCGAAAUUAAGUUCGGAAAGAAAGAACGCAGAUAGUCUUCAGUUUUCAAUUUCUUUGAAGUUACAGGUUCGAACGCAAGCAGAGCGUGCGCUAAGGUCAAGUGGAGAACGCAUCUUGUGGAACGGUUUUUUGGAACUUCUGCUAAACGAGCAGCGGCAUACUCAAGCGAAGGCAAAAACUGAACCUGUAGAGGUGAGCAAGGCCUUGGAUGAACAAAGGAGUUACGAGAGGCUAGGAAAGAAGCCUCGUGCUCCACUUUUGUUUUAUACAGAAAGCGAAUCGCCGCCUGCGGGAGACGAAGAGGGAAGCGCGAAUAGGGUGCCGCUCAUAGGUGAAAAUAGUUUAGCGGGGGUUAAUUACAGAGACAGCAUGUCGUCUGAAGAGGGAACAACAUUAGACGAGGCGAUGCCGCCGACAAGAAGCGGACAGCAGAAUGCGCCGCGGGUCGUCUCCGAAGGAGAGUCACAGAUCCGUAGAUUGGAUGCACGCGCUAACACUUUCAUGCCCAUUGUGGAGACAUCGACUGUGGCGGCGUCGGCUGCCAGUCGAAGCAACCCGGCUCCGAAGUCGCAAGCCACGGCGCCAGUGCAAGUAUCAUCCUCGCCAAAGCAAAGUCCAACAUCUUCGCCAAAGGAGACGCCAGCAAAGCCGCCAGAAGUCCAGAAAGCGGCUGCGCAACGUCGGCAGAACGGAAGUGUCCUGUUGGAUCGCGCGAACGCGACGGAAGCGUCAAUGGCAGCAACAGCUAGUGCGCAAGAAAAGGCACCUUCUGCUACUACGAUCUCGCCGUUUUUGCCUGGUG
This is a messenger RNA of Amoebophrya sp. A25, 1068 nucleotides long. The record is from the annotation of a GenBank genome assembly. Lineage: Eukaryota; Dinophyceae; Syndiniales; Amoebophryaceae.